GAGUGCCGGGGCGCCGAGGGGCGGGGACCUCAGGAAGCCAGCCGCUGGAUCACUGCUAUCUCAUCCCCCAGUCUCGGGCAGAAAAUAGUGUCUGCACCGGGUGCAAAGGGACCGCCCGGAAAGUUAAGGUUAAAGAUCCCGCUUCUGCCCCGAAGAACUGUUAUUUUCGGGAAGUGAAGUUGGUUUUUCUCACGUGCCGGAGCCUGGAUUUUCAUUGAGGUGCCCUGUGCACUCUCCUCCGGCUCCCCUAGUUGCCUGUCUGGGGUCUUCCAAAGAAAUUUGGAAGCGCACUUAAUGGAAACUAGGAUUCGCCCAGGAGAGAGUGGGGAAGAAUUUGCCUGCUUGUACAAUGAAGACAGAAACCUGCUUCGCAUCCGAGAGAAGGAAAGACGCAACCAAGAAGCUCACCAAGAGAAAGGGGCGUUUCCUGAGAAGGCUCCGCUGUUCGCAGAGCCCUACAAGACUGCGAAAGGUGAUGAGCUGUCGAGUCGUAUCCAGACCAUGCUAGGAGACUACGAAGAGAUGAAGGAGUUCCUGAGCAGCAAGUCCCACCCCCACCGCCUGGAUGGCUCUGAAGACAGGCCGGGGAAGCCCAGACACCCCUUAUGUCAUGACGGGGGGACUGGCGCUGCAUCCAGCUCCUUCCGAACACAUGUCUACCACCAGCCUAUCCAGGCUUCUGCUCCUGGGUCACUGUCUGUCAGUAACAUUAGCCACAGUCCAAAGAUGGCACAGCCAAGGAUGGGGCCAGUGCCAAAUCUCCAUGCCAAAAUCUAUGGUGCGCCCGAUGGCCCACGUCUGACUCAAGACCGCUCCAGUCAGGGACAUUGUUCCAGAAAGUUUGACCGAAGAGCUGAUGGAGACUCAGCUCCCGAGAGGAAGCUCUCACCCUUAAUCUCCUCUUUGCCAUCCCCCGUACCCCCUCUAUCACCUGUACAUUCCAGGCUGCAGGGAACCAGCAAGGCUCACAGCAGUGGUGUUAGCAAUAAAAGCUGCUGUGUGGGCAAGUCUUCAAAGGACCUGGUGGUGAAGGCCCAAGAUAAAGAGACUCCUCAUGACAGUUUGGUGGCAGUUACCAGCCUUGGAGCAGCCCCUCCUCAGCCAUCUUGCCAGACAUUUCCACCCCCUCCUCUCCCCUCCAAGAGUGUUGCAAUGCAGCAGAAGCCCACAGCAUAUGUCCGUCCCAUGGAUGGUCAGGAUCAGGCUCCUAGUGAGUCUCCUGAACUGAAACCACCACUGGAGGACUAUGGGCAGCAAAGCUUUGAGAAACCAGACCUUAAAGUGCCUGCCAAAGCCAAGCUCGCCAGACUAAGGAUGCCCUCGCAGCCAGUAGAGCAGCCGUACUCCAAUGAAGUUCAUUGUGUUGAAGAGAUUCUGAAGGAAAUGACCCAUUCGUGGCCGCCUCCUCUGACAGCCAUACACACACCCAGUACAGCCGAGCUGUCCAGAUUCCCUUUCCCCACAAAGGAUCCUCUGCACGUCAGUUCUGCAACCCAAAGCCAAAAACAAUAUGACACGCCUUCAAAAACCCACUCCAAUCCCCAGCAAGGAACUUCAUUCCCCACACUGUCUGUCACUUUUCCCAGCAUGCUCGAGGAUGACCUGCAGCUCAGUGACAGUGAAGACAGCGACGUGGAGCAAGUCCAGGUCGCAGAGAAGGCUCCGUCCCCACCUGCACCUCCAAGCGCCCCGCAGACGCUUCCCGAGCCCGUGGCCUCAGCACAUUCCAGUAGUGCGGAGUCGGAGAGCAGCAGCGAGUCAGACAGCUCCUCGGACUCUGAGAGUGAGAGUAGUUCCAGCGACAGCGAGAACGAGCCCCUGGAAACGCAGGCUCCCGAGCCCGAGCCUCCGACAACAAACAAAUGGCAGCUGGACAACUGGUUGACAAAAGUCAACCAACCAUCAGUACCCCCGGAGGUCCGAGGGAGCACAGAGUCUCCACAAUGGUGCCAGGAACGUAAGAGUGGCAGCGAGGGCAGCGGCAACCAGCAGCAUCCUGAUUCCAAAGACCCUCCCCAGAAGAGUUCCAGCAAAGCUCCCCAGCCUGGGAAGAGGAGCAGCGGUCUGAAAUCCCCUGCUCGACAGGAAUCCCCACCUCGGCAAACUGUCGGCAGCAAACAACCCAGAAAACCCGCCAAGGGCUCUGGCCAGGCAGAGCCCCAGGCCAGCUCGCAGGUGGAGAGUGAAGCAGGACCCCUUCCCUAUGGCUCAAAGGAGCAGACUUCCAAAGACAGACCCAAGGUGAAGACGAAAGGCAGGCCUCGUGCUGUAGGCAGUCGGGAGCCUAAGCCCGAGGUCCCUGGGCCUGUGCCUCAGGCAGCUGUGCCCAAGCCGCAGCCCGCUGUGCCCACUCCCAGUGAGAAGAGGAAGCCUAAGGGUUCCACAGCCCCCUCCAAGGCCCUCUCAGGCCCUCAGUCUCUGAAGGACAGUGCUGGGGACAAAAACUCAGAGCACUCUGCCCUUGUCUCCUUGACUCAGAGCCAGGGUCCAUCCCCCAGCGGCAGGGGCAGCGGUGGCGUCAGGACUAGUGGCUGCCGGCAGGCUGUGAUUGCCCAGGAUGGUGGCGGCUCUAAGGCCAAGCUCCUGUUGCCUUUGAGAGACACCAAGUUGCUCUCACCGCUCAGGGACUGUCCACCACCAACAAGCUUGGUGGUAAAGAUAACCCUAGACCUUCUCACGAGGAUUCCCCAGCCCCUGGGGAAGGGGAGCUGCCCCAGGAAAGCAGAAGACAAGCAGCUGCCAGCAGGGAAGAAGCAGGACUCAGAGACAAGGAGCUGUGACAGCUCCAGCAGAGUGACCAAGAAGAGAAAGGGUGACCCAGAAAAAGAGCACAGCAACAAGAGAGCCAAACUGGACAAGUCACAGACGGCGUCAUCUUCGUCUUCCCACACAGAAUCUUCCAGAACAAAGACACCCAGACCCUCCUCAGAGAACUCAAGAAAGGAAAUGCUUCCUCCCCCACCGCUGUCCUCGUCCUCCCAGAAGCCAAGCAGACCUGCACACAAGAGGUCAAGGGCAGAUGCAGACCUCUGUAGCCAGGAUCCCCCCAGAAGUUCCAGCAGCACGAAGAGCAGCUCCACAGACUCUCCCGUUCCCAAGCACAGAAAAGUACAGGCCAGGGGCUCUGAACACAAAGGAUCUUCUGGGGAUGCUGUGAAUCCUUUUCCAGUGCCUUCUUUGCCAAAUGGUAAUGCUAAACCAGGAAAGCCACAGGCGAAGUCUGACAGACAACAAGCUGACUUUCACAUGAAAGAGGCCAAAAAGCUGAAGUGCAAAGCAGAGACAAUGGUGGACAAGGCUGGAAAAGCCUUCAAGUAUUUGGAAGCUGUCCUGUCUUUUAUUGAGUGUGGAAUGGCCACGGAGUCAGAAAGCUCAGCGAAGUCAGCGUACACUGUGUACUCGGAAACCGUAGACCUCAUUAAGUUCGUGAUGUCACUAAAAUCUUUCUCAGAUAACACAAUGCCAGCACAAGAGAAGAUAUUUGCUGUCUUAUGCUUGCGCUGCCAGUCCCUUUUGUACAUGGCAAUGUUUCGAUGUAAAAAAGACUCAGUGAUGAAAUAUUCUCGGACUCUCAGUGAACACUUCAAGAGUUCUUCCAAAGCGGCCCAGGCACCUUCUCCAUGCGUGGCCAGAAGCACAGGCGCUCCGUCCCCCCUCUCCCCAAUGCCUUCUCCUGCCAGCUCCGUCGGGUCCCAGUCAAGUGCUGGCAGCAGUAUGGGGAGCACUGGGGUGACGGCCACCGUCAGUACCCCAGUCACCAUCCAGAACAUGACCUCCUCCUAUGUCACCAUCACAUCCCAUGUCCUUAAGGCCUUUAGCCUUUGGGAACAGGCCGAGGCCCUUACAAGGAAGAACAAAGAAUUCUUUGCUCAGCUCAGCACAAAAGUGUGUGUGUUGGCCCUCAACAGCAGCCUGGUGGACCUGGUGCACUACACAAGACAGGGCCUGCAGCGGCUAAAACAAGUACCCAAAGCCCCCUAACGUAGGCCCGGCCUACCCAUGCUGUGGAGUGUCUGCACAAUUGGAAGCGGUGAUCCAGUGUAGAUGAUUGUCAGAUCGGGAUGUCAGUACUCAACAAGAGAAGCACCAAGCGAUGGCCAGGAUGCUUGUCCACUUAAACUCACAACAGCUGUGUGGUCAUAGGUCAGACACUGGUCAGCUGAGCAGAUGCUGGAAGAUGACCUUGCCUUUCCCAGCAGGAGGACAAGUGCAAUAGAGCCCAACUGGCAUAUGAAUGGUCUAGAAACAUUUCUGUUUUUUUUUUUCUGUUUGUUUGUUUCAACGAUAGGAUAAAGAUUGCAAAUGAGAAGAAGAGAAGCAGUUUCAAGUCCGACAGCAAACUCUUGUCAUCUCAGAAGCCAUCUUAGUUUGCUUCCAGAAAGAAUUGGGUUUUUUAAUAAUAAUUUCUGGUGAAGGGCUUUAUGAUUUUGCUCUCUUUUCAAGUUUUAAAUGAAAUGCUGUUUGAUACAUUCUGAUGGCCAUUUGUGGAACACACGUUGUGAAGGACUCCACUGCACCUCACUUUCUGCAGGGAAGAGCCUGAUGACAGAGUACUACCAUUUACAAUAUUGGUGACACCUCCAUUCUCCAGUGCCUAGAGUGCUUCACAUUGUCUAGCUCUGGUCUCUCUGGCUGUACUGAGAAGCAUCCCAGGUCAGCCUUAUAGGGGAGUGGGAUCUAUCUCACCAUCUUCCCCACACCCCCAGAGACCUCACAUUUCCUCCUGACACACUCCACCAAAGGGACUGGCUAAGCAACACUGACCUUGGGCAAACACAGGGCCGGCCGUAGGCAGAUGCAUUCCGUCAUCUGUCUGCUGGAGCUGGAGUCCUGGGUCCCGACAGUGCAGUGGCUACUCCGUGUAUCAGUGAGCGAAAGUCUUCCUAGAGAGGUUGUAUUUUUCUGCUACAAGUAUUUUAUAUUUAUAGCAAAACUCAGCUUUCCAAAGCCCUUGACUAUCCAGGGGACAUUAGGUCCUUGAGAGGAUGUGGAGAUUGGGGGGUUGGGGUCGGGGUACAGUUAAAUUCAACUUUUAAAAAAAACACCCCACCAUUAUACAUCUUCGCUCCAGACCAUCUUCUCGGGUAUCAUGACUUGAUGAGGUUGAAGAGGAUCUGUGACCCCACCCACAUUAGACCAGGUUCGCUUAGAUGGGAAGUGAAGAAUAUCCAGAAUUCAUACCUGCCCGUUAACACAGGCCUUUCCUUGAGACUUCAAGGUUAUUACUGGAAUACUCUCAAGUGCAGGGUUUUUAAAAAGCCAAUUCUUUCUAUCCCUUCUAGAAAGUAGAGUUUGCACAUGUGUUCACCAUGGAGGCGUGUUAUGGCUCACCCUGCCUCUGCUUCCUGCCAGCCAUGCUUGCUUGUGUGUGUAUUUGGAGAUUAGUGGAGACGGGAGACCCAUCUCUCCUUAGUGACGAUGUCUGUGGUCCCUGUGGUAACAUUAGGGCUUUCUUGGUACCCUGGUAGAUCUACACAGGGUCUCCAAGUGAGGGUGAUGCCUGGUUCUUCAGUGUCUGUGAAACUCCUUGGUCUUCUCAGCCUUCUAUCCUGGUUUGAAUAAAGCCAGAAAAUGGCUACCUUGUGCAUACCUGAGCAUAGACCAAGACUGUGAACCAACUAAGCAGGUUUUUUUAUAUUGAUGUUCUAAAGCCAAGCCAUGUUUGUUAACUGAGUCCAAGUGUAUGGUAGGUGGUCCCUAGCACUGUGUCACCUUUCAGCAGAGUUUGGCUUGUGGGCUAAUCAGGAUCUCUUCCCUCUUCCGCAGCUGUCUAUCCCUUGCUGCCUGUCAGUUGUAAAAUGCCUAUGUUCCUUGUGACAGGUUCUGGUCUAUGGACAUUUUGCCAGAGAAUGUGUGUGUUCUGCCAGCAGGUCACUGUGUCCCUUGCCUGGACACAUUCAGCCAGUACAGGAAGAACAGGCUGCCUCAUUCUUUGUAUGGAUGUGUUUUCACCUCAGCUCUAGAUACUACAAUCUCAUUUGUACCUUGAAAACCAAGGCAGUUGGACAGGAUCCGCUUGUGCCAGUUUUGUCUGUAGCUAUUGCACUGCAAGUUUUCCCACAACCUAGAGAGCGUGAGCCUGUCUGCCUUCUUCAGAGAGAAACCCCAGGGCUGCUCAGUGCUGUUACUGCUUGUUGUAGAACCCCUAAGACCGUGAAUUUAUACCGUCUGCACUGUUCGCUGUAUGCUUACAAUUCCCAGAGGUAAUUAUUUUGGGAGGACUAUAAAAUUAGCCCUUUGAAGAUGCAAUGUUCUUUAACCAUGGAAGAGUACCCACUUUAUGGGGAGGCAGCAUUUAAUGAGAAAGUCUUGCCUUUGCCACUACAAAGGAUGUGUGGCCCAUCUGCCUUCAAUACAAAGCAGAAGAACACACUCCCCGCCCCCCCAGUUGUUGAAUAUUUUCUCUUUUGGAAAUAACUAAAAUUAGAUACAUGUAAAAAGCCCUGUUAGCAUGUCACCAAAACAGAUUGCCCUUGGUUAAGGUGCCAAGAGGGUAGAGCACAUGGCAGGAGGGCCUAGCAAGUGCUUGACAGUGGUCUCUUACAAAGUGCCAUUUAUUUUGUAGAUGUUCUGACAUAUCUGUCCAUCCCCUGAACAACCUGAACCGCCGUCACCCACCCCCACCUGCAGGAAGUUUUUGAACAGGCUCUUUCCCAUCUUGAUUGAAAAUGUGCCUUCACUGUGUUGAGGUUACGGGCAGGACCUUCGUCCUACGAUUCCUGUUUGGUAACUUGUAAAAGGACUUGUGCUCUUGAGCUGUGCUCUCUGAUGCAGAGGAUGAGAGAUUCGGCUAGACAUAUUUGUGCCUUUGCACCAAACCUAAUCUCUGAAGUUGUGCGGUUUGUUUUGCCUUGGCUUUGAGGUUUCACAGGUUUUAUAUGUUUACUUUUCCUGCCUUGUGAAGUUCGAGGUGAGUUGGGCUUAAAAAAAUAUACAAGAUCUUUCCAUGCCUCCUACAGAUUCUUCUUAAUGAUUUAUUUCCCUCAACACUACAAAAUGUCUUUGAAAAUGUACCACUUCAUCUGUUACGCUCUUCACCACUGGUUAGAAGUAUUUAAAUCUCCUCAAUAUUUUGGGGCUCCUUUCUGAAACGCAGAAGUGUAGAUUUUUCUCACUGAAGAAUGAGCUAUGGAGAUGCGAGGAUCAGUUUUGAUGCCCUCUCUCCCUGCCUCUUUCUCCUGGUUUUGGCUCAUUUGGAACGACUGGGAGAGAGGACUUUUCCUGUGGAAGGGAAGUGUGAGGACAGAUGGGCAUGGUGUUGGGAUUUUGGUAUUUCUGCCAGGCGAGCCUCCAUAUGCAGUCCAGUUUCCCACUGACUGAGAACAGCUGCCUUGUGGCCGUGCUCUUGCUGAUGCAUUGGCAACCACCGCCUACCACAUUUCUUCGAGCGGCUGUAAAAUUUCCUGGUUCCUUGGGGGUGAAUCACACUAUUCUGUUCCGCUGUGCAUCAGACAUCAGCAGUUACUGUGAUGGGCAGAGAAGUGCCUCUUUCCCUACCUAAGAGGGAGCCAGAGGACAAGAAGGAAGGCUAGAGCUCUCUGCAAGCCUGUAUAUUGCUACAUCUGUCCUCACAGGACACUGGAUUGAGGCCAGUGGCAGGCAAGCUGAGCUGCACUGUUGGGUCAGGCAGUGGUUGACCUAAGGACAAUGGACUCACUUUGCUUACGUGUUUUAGCAAUGCUCAAUACAGGCAGUAUUAAGUUUGCCAUGACAUGUAUUGCUAAGAACACUGCAUAUCCUCAUGACAAGUGUCCACAUGUGUCCUGAAUUUUAAUUUUUUUUCUGAAUGUGAUCAUGUUUUUGGAUGAUACCUGAGCAGGGUUGCCUUUUUUUUUAUUUAUUACCAUUAUAUAUUAUAUUAUAUAUUAUAUAUUUUCUCUCUUAUGUUAGAAGAAAGUCAAAUCUUGGUAUUAAAGUUACUUUAAAAAGGAAUAUGUUAAGGUGGUGAUGAAAAUCACUGGUCUGCCUUUAAUGAGCUUUUCUUUGAUGACCAUGGAAUAAUGUGCCAGCUAUGCUCAGUACAGUGGUUCUGUGUGCAGGCUGGGGAAGCAGCUGUGCUCCAAGUGAGGAUGUGCAGUGCGAAGGGGGAACACACAGAUUCAAGUCAGCUUCAGCAGAGCAAGUGCAGACGUGGGAGUUAUCUACCCCGUCGGACACUCUGAGAUGAAGCAGACAGGAGCUGGGAGAGAGUUUCAGAAAAUCUGCAAAAGAUCUUUCCAAAGAUAAUGUGCCACAGAUCUUUUGCUUUUCUCUGUAACAAGGACUAAGUGCUAUCUUAGAGAAUGUAAUUGACUUGUUCAUCUUCGCAGUCUUUCCUUUCCACAAAAUCAAACUGUAGGAAAAAAAAGAUAUUUAAUAAAAAUUUAGAGAAAUCAUUGGA
Molecule: messenger RNA, 8380 nt
Organism: Mastomys coucha (southern multimammate mouse)
Lineage: Eukaryota; Metazoa; Chordata; Mammalia; Rodentia; Muridae
Gene: Aff1
Product: AF4/FMR2 family member 1
Exons: 20
Coding region: 295-3981 (1228 amino acids)
Biological process (GO): regulation of gene expression
Cellular component (GO): super elongation complex; nucleus
Source: RefSeq, a predicted model, not a curated record